AAAAGGAUAAACUUGAAAUCGGCAUUUGUUUGUUUUGAUUCGAUUUAUUAAUUCUUGUAGUAUAAUUUUAAAAUAUGGACAGUGAUUUAUAUGACGAAUUCGGUAAUUAUAUUGGUCCAGAUUUGGAUUCAGAUUCAGAUGAUGAACAAAGUGUGUAUGGACAAGAUAACCGGGACGCGGAUGAAGAUGCUAUGGAAGAAGACGAGGACGCUGAUGCCGAGCCCGAGACGGCGCCCAUGUCUGUCGUACUACAUGAGGAUAAAAGAUACUACCCUCAAGCAGUUGAAGUAUAUGGGCCGGAUGUGGAGACUGUAGUUCAGGAGGAAGAUACACAGGCCCUGGACAAGCCCCUUAUAGAACCAGUGAAACACAAGAAGUUUCAAGUGCAAGAGCAACAGCUGCCUGAGACUAAAUAUGACAUGGAAUAUUUGGCUGAUAUGCUUGACAACACCAACCUGAUGAGGAACAUCACCUUGAUGGGUCAUUUACACAAUGGUAAAACCUCAUUUGUUGAUUGCCUGAUGCGUCAAACACACCCUGGUACUAUAAAUAAUGAAACCACCAUCCCCAUGCGUUACACUGACACAUUAUUUGUGGAGCAGGAGCGUGGGGUAUCAAUCAAGUCUAUGCCAGUAACAUUACUUCUCAAGGACAUUAAAGGCAAAUCACAUCUGCUGAACAUCAUGGACACACCAGGACAUGUCAACUUUAGUGAUGAAGUCACUGCUGCUUUGAGGAUAUCCGAUGGUGCCGUGUUGUUUGUCGACGCAGCAGAAGGAAUCAUGCUCAACACGGAACGUCUCCUCCGGCACGCAGUCCAAGAGAGGGUCCCUCUCACUAUAUGCAUCAACAAGAUUGACCGAUUGAUUUUAGAAUUAAAGCUGCCACCUGCAGAUGCAUAUUACAAGUUAAGGCACAUUGUUGAUGAGCUGAACUCCAUGUUGGAGACCAAUCAACCGCAGGAUAAUCCCGAUGAACCUGCUACUGUAUUCUCGCCACUGUUGGGUAACGUGUGCUUCGCAUCGUCGCUGUACGACGUCUGCUUCACGCUGGAGUCGUUCGCGGCGAUGUACGCAGCAGCGCAGCAGUCGCCGGCGCUGCGGGCGCGCGACAUGGCGGCCUGGCUGUGGGGCGAUGUCUAUUUCAACGCGAAAACACGACGCUUCACAAAGAAGCAGCCGCACGCUUCUGCGCAGCGAAGCUUCGUCGAGUUCAUACUGGAGCCGCUGUAUAAGAUAUUCGCGCAGGUGGUGGGUGACGUGGAUGAUACGUUGCCAGCAGUGCUCGCCGAGUUGGGCAUCAAACUCACCAAGCAGGAGUCCAAGCUGAACGUGCGCCCCUUGUUGCGGCUCGUGUGCAGCAGAUUCUUUGGAGAUUUCUGCGGCUUCGUGGAAAUGGCAGUACGUCACGUGCCGUCCCCGCUGGACGCGGCGCCGCGGAAGGUGGCGCACGCGUACCGAGGCGUGACCGGCGCACUGCGGGACGACAUGCUCGCCUGCGACCAGUCCGGACGACUAGUCGCGCACACCACCAAGAUGUACCCCACCGACGAUUGCACCUUCUUCUUGGUAUUGGCCCGUAUAAUGUCUGGCACGCUGUACGCCGGGCAGACUGUGCGCGUGCUGGGCGAGAACUACAGCAGUCAAGACGAGGAGGACUCGAGGGUCAUGAACGUCGGCCGCCUGUGGGUCUAUGAGGCCAGGUACAAGGUGGAACUGAACCGCGUACCGGCUGGAUGCUGGGCACUGAUAGAGGGCGUUGACCAGCCUAUAGUGAAAACCUGCACCCUGGUGUCAGCCGACGAAACAGAGGAGCUGCAUACGUUCAAGCCGCUGAGGUUCAACACGCAAGCGGUGGUGAAGAUCGCCGUGGAGCCAGUCAAUCCGUCGGAGCUGCCGAAAAUGUUGGACGGGCUAAGAAAGGUGAACAAAUCAUACCCGCUGUUGUCGACACGCGUGGAAGAGAGCGGCGAGCACGUCAUACUCGGGACCGGCGAACUGUACCUCGACUGCGUCAUGCACGACCUCAGGAAUAUGUACUCGGAAAUUGACAUAAAAGUGGCGGACCCGGUGGUGUCGUUCUGCGAGACGGUGGUGGAGACGUCCUCGCUGAAGUGCUUCGCGGAGACGCCCAACAAGCGGAACAAGCUGACGAUGAUCGCGGAGCCCCUGGAGCGCGGGCUGGCCGAGGACAUCGAGGCGGGCGCCGUCUGCGUCACGUGGGACCGGAAGCGGCUCGGGGAGUUCUUCCAGACCAAAUACGACUGGGAUUUGCUCGCGGCCCGUUCUAUAUGGGCGUUUGGUCCGGACACUAUGGGCCCCAACAUUCUAGUCGACGACACCCUGCCCUCCGAAGUCAACAAACAUCUGCUGGCUUCCGUCAAGGACAGCAUUGUGCAAGGAUUCCAAUGGGGUACCAGGGAAGGUCCGCUGUGCGAGGAGCCCAUACGAAACGUGAAGUUUAAAAUAUUGGACGCAGUGAUUGCUCAGGAGCCACUCCAUAGAGGCGGCGGACAGAUCAUACCCACUGCCAGAAGGGUGGCAUACUCGGCGUUCUUGAUGGCGACGCCGAGGUUGAUGGAGCCGUAUCUGUUUGUUGAGGUGCAGGCGCCCGCUGACUGCGUGUCGGCAGUCUACACAGUGCUGGCCAAGCGACGAGGUCACGUGACCCAGGACGCGCCAGUCGCCGGUUCGCCGCUGUACACAAUCAAGGCUUUUGUACCAGCCAUCGAUUCGUUCGGCUUCGAGACAGACCUCCGCACGCACACCCAGGGCCAGGCCUUCUGUCUGCAGGUGUUCCACCACUGGCAGAUCGUGCCCGGGGACCCGCUUGACAAGAGCAUAAUCAUCAGACCGUUAGAGCCGCAGCCAGCAACACACUUGGCUCGCGAGUUCAUGAUCAAGACCAGACGCCGGAAGGGGCUCAGCGAGGAUGUCUCCAUCAACAAGUUCUUCGAUGACCCUAUGUUGUUGGAACUCGCCAGACAAGAUGUACAAUUAAACUAAUUUUUAUAUUUAAUUAUAUUUUUACCCUAAGAUCUGCAGUUUUU
Molecule: messenger RNA, 3049 nt
Organism: Achroia grisella
Lineage: Eukaryota; Metazoa; Arthropoda; Insecta; Lepidoptera; Pyralidae
Product: 116 kDa U5 small nuclear ribonucleoprotein component
Exons: 16
Coding region: 75-3005 (976 amino acids)
Biological process (GO): mRNA splicing, via spliceosome
Cellular component (GO): U2-type catalytic step 2 spliceosome; cytosol; U4/U6 x U5 tri-snRNP complex
Molecular function (GO): U5 snRNA binding; GTP binding; GTPase activity
Source: RefSeq, a predicted model, not a curated record